AUGCCAUCGUUCAUCGGAGCCAUCGACAACGGAACAACCUCCUCACGGUUCCUCAUCUUUGAUGAGAACGGCAACCUCGUCAUCGGACACCAGCUCGAAUACCGUCAGAUCUUUCCUCAUCCAGGAUGGGUGGAGCAGGACCCAAUGGAUAUCUUGGGAAGCGUUUUCACCUGUAUCGAAGGUGCCCUUCGCAAGUUUGAACUCCAAGGAAACGAUGUCAAGGACUUGAGGGGAAUUGGCAUUACCAACCAAAGAGAGACGGCCGUUGUUUGGGACAGAACGACAGGACGACCACUUCAUAAUGCCAUUGUUUGGUCAGACACCAGAACACAGGAUGUUGUCACCCGACUCUGCGAGACUUCAGAGAAGGGAGUUGAUGCCCUCAAGGACAUUUGCGGAUUGCCCCUGACGACAUACUUUAGUGCCGUCAAGUUGCGAUGGUUGCUCGAGCACUCUUCCGAGGUCAAGGAGGCACAUGAUAAUGGAAACAUGAUGUUUGGUACCGUCGACUCUUGGCUCAUCUAUAACCUUACGGGAGGAAAAGAGGGCGGAGUGCACGUCACAGACGUCACCAAUGCCAGUCGCACCAUGUUGAUGGAUAUCAAGACAUUGAAAUGGAGCGAAGAAUGUCUCAAGUUCUUUGGCGUUAACGCCGAUAUCCUGCCCGAAAUCAAGCCCUCGUCGACCCACUUUGGAAAAAUCCAGCACCCAACUCUCGAUCGACUUCAGGAUGUGCCCAUUACAGGAUGUUUGGGAGACCAGCAUGCGGCCCUGGUCGGUCAGCAUUGCUUCCAGGUCGGGGAGGCCAAGAACACCUAUGGAACAGGAUGUUUCAUGUUGUUCAACACCGGGACAAAGAUCACCCCCUCCAACAAUGGACUGUUGACGACGGUCGGAUACCAGUUCGAGGGUGAACCUGCGGCGUAUGCACUUGAGGGAUCGAUUGCUGCAGCUGGAUCGGCUGUCAAGUGGCUGAGAGAUAAUUUGGGCGUUAUUCGUACGGCUGAGGAGAUCAACGACUUGGCCGCGCAUGUUGACAGUAACGGAGGAGUUGUGUUUGUGACUGCAUUCUCGGGACUCUUUGCGCCCUACUGGAAACCUGAUGUCCGUGGAAGUAUCGUUGGUAUCUCGCAACACACCACCAAGCAUCAUCUCGCAAGAGCCACCCUGGAAGCCACAUGCUUCCAGACCCGUGCCAUUCUGGAUGCGAUGAAUGCUGAUUCAGGACUCCCAUUGAAGACACUCCGCGUGGACGGUGGCCUCUCGAACAGUGAUACCUGCAUGCAGUUGCAGGCCAACAUCCUGGGACUGGAAGUGGCGAGACCCCUGAUGCGCGAGAGUACUGCGUUGGGCGCAGCCACAGCAGCCGGUGUCCAUUUGGGUGUUGGUAUCUGGAAGGGAGGCUUUAAGGCAUUCGCAGAGCGGGCUCAUAAAGCCAAGGAAGUCCUUGAGAUCUUUAACCCGAAGAUCAAUGACGAAGAACGCGCGAAGGAAUAUGAGUUGUGGCAAAUGGCGAUUGACGCAACGAUGCAAUUCAAGCCAAAGCGCAAUGAAAGUUGGGAGUCUUAA
Linnemannia hyalina is the source of this 1569-nucleotide messenger RNA. Lineage: Eukaryota; Fungi; Mortierellomycota; Mortierellomycetes; Mortierellales; Mortierellaceae. The record is from the annotation of a GenBank genome assembly.